UUGCUUCUUUGGUUAAAAAGCUGGUUAGCUGGCUCGAUACCUGCUGAUUUUCCAGCAUCACUUUUGGUAUUCCUUAACAGAUUAGAGAACUGAAUACGAGGGGGAAAUUCACCAGGCUAUCUACCCCACUGCUGUACUUUACAUAGCAAACGUACGUAAAAGCUUCUGCCAUUUCAACUACCAAAACCCUUUUUCAGUUUCCAUAAAUCUCCUAUUUUAGCGUGUGAUGGGUUUUCAGUCUGGUGGUUGGCCCCCUGCCUUGUAUACUCCAUUAGAUGAAAUCAUUCGAGUGGUUGGAAUUUAAAACAUCAUUGCCUUCAUUUCUCAACUGAAGCUAUACCACUCUAAAUUUCAUUUCACCUUCUGUCUCUUCCUAUUACAAGUUGUAUUUGGAAACCAUGAGCAAAUCUCCAGUACAUCCGAAACAUGAGACAAGUGAUUAUGCUUGCUAUGAAUUUGAUCCUCAGGUGAACUUUUCACAGUUUCUAGAAGAAGCUAGACAACAUGCAAGAGACAUAAACUUCCAGCGGUCAUCUUCAUGUUCAGAGGAAGUGGGAAAGAAAAGAUUUGGAGGAGAGAAAAAGAGCAAGAAAUCAUGGAAGAAUUCUCUCUUCUCAUGGUGGAAAAUUGACAGAAAGAGCAAGCCUAGUCCGGAUCCAGUCGAUGGUCUUCAUAUUUCCAAGCCAACUAAAGGCUAUGGUUCUGGCCCAUUAUGCGGAACUGCCAGGGGAGUCGACACACGGCGCCGGCGUCCAUCAUCAGGGCCAGUCUCCAUCCUUUUCCACUCCACGAGGAAAGUAGAGAAUGAGGUACCUUAUAUGUGCCUUGACCAGCCUAACGACCCUUAUCAAAUCAACGCCUAUGGACCUGUCUAUUUGGUGACAUAGUGGCAAAUACGGGGAAUUUAUGACAGAAACCAUAGCGUAUUAUAGUUAAUGAGGUAGUAAUUAGAUAUCAAUAAUCUGAAUCUUAGUUCUCAUAGGUAUAUGGUGGGACAUUUGACAGAAGAGGCUUGUAACUAGACACAGCGCUAUUAGUUAAUUCGAGUGAUAAGAGAUUUAAGUCGUAAAAGUGAUGCAUGUACUCAUUGAACUUGGAUUUUCAUUUCUGGCUUCCUUACUCCAUUGUAUUUUAAUCCCCUUCUCAUGUUUGUCUUUCUUAAAGUCUCAAUGAUGGUUA
Molecule: messenger RNA, 1179 nt
Organism: Theobroma cacao (cacao)
Lineage: Eukaryota; Viridiplantae; Streptophyta; Magnoliopsida; Malvales; Malvaceae
Source: RefSeq, a predicted model, not a curated record